AUCUCGCCCACGCCCAUCCACGAGAUCCUGCGCGACCCCGCAGUGCUCAGCAGCCUCCUCUCACACCGCAAGAAGCCACGCCGCGCGUCCUCAAGCUCGCAGACCCCGCGCGGGCGCACCCCAUCCUCUGAAGAUCCGCGCAAGGAGAAGCGCGAUCGGGAGCGCGAUCGCGACAGCGACAGUGCGUCGAUCCUCACACACGUGCUUGCGGAGGAGGAGCGGCAGGCGCGGCACCUGAAGGCGGUCCUGCGGCAGACGGGCGCGCGGCUCGAGGAGGAGCUGCGGCGCGCGGACCUCGCCGAAUCGCGCGCGCGCACGGCGGAGAUCACCGCGCAGGACCUCAGCGCGCGACUUGCGGCGUCGGACGCGGCGCGGCACCAGAUUGAGCUCGAUACGACGCGCGCACAGGAGGAGUGCAGGCGGUGGCAGAUGCAGGCGGAUGCGGCGGAGCGCGAGACGCGCAGGCUGCAGGCGGAGCUUGGACGUUCGGAGAGGGCGCGGCUGGAGAAGGAGCAGGAUGAGAAGGAGGCCCGGGAGGCCGCGCGGAGGGUGGAGCAGACGUUGAGGGAAUGGCAGGCGAGAGAGGCGGGCAGAGAAGAGGUGCGCAGAAUGGAGAUAAGGAGACGAGCGACAGAUCACCGUGACGAGGGGUAUGAGAACGGACGCGCGGAGGGCUACGAGACUGGCCGCGCCGAUGGGUACGAUGAAGGGCGCGAGGAGGGCCACCGGGAAGGGUACGAGACGGGGCGUAGUGAAGGCUUUGCCGCUGGCCGGAUGACGGGCUUCGAGGAGGGUAGAAAAGCUGGCUUUGAGGAGGGGUACGAGGCGGGCUACGCGCAGGGCCGGAAGGAAGAGCGAGCGCGGGCCCUCGAUGCCUUCGACCGCUUUGUCGAGACUGAGAUGGACCACCGGAGGAGCGUGUCUGACUUCGGGGAUGACCGCACUCAGCGGUGGGUUGAGGCCACCCGGAAGAUGCGCGAGCGCGAGCCAUCCCCUCUCCCCUCGCACGAAGUCCCUCACAGAGCACCCUCGGAAGUCAGGAACCCAUCCCCCGCACCGAAGCUCGUCUGGCUUCACCGACCGCUCAAUCGCCAACAGGAAGCGGGGGAACCCCUCUCAAGGAGUCUUCCCUCCAUUCCCGAGCAGCGAGCCUAG
Molecule: messenger RNA, 1155 nt
Organism: Trametes versicolor FP-101664 SS1
Lineage: Eukaryota; Fungi; Basidiomycota; Agaricomycetes; Polyporales; Polyporaceae
Exons: 5
Source: RefSeq, a predicted model, not a curated record